Messenger RNA from Microbotryum saponariae, 611 nucleotides. NCBI's taxonomy places the organism in Eukaryota, Fungi, Basidiomycota, Microbotryomycetes, Microbotryales, Microbotryaceae. The record is from the annotation of a GenBank genome assembly.
AUGUAUUUCAUCGCACCCUCCGUCUGCACUUUUCUAGUGGGCUUGGGGAUCUUGGCCUCGUGUGCUGGUACUGGCGGUCCUGUUGGUGCCGGUGCUGGCGGUGCUGGUGCCGCUGAUGCGGGUGCGAACGCGUCUGGUGGUGGGACAGGCCCACAGGACCUAGUGGCCUCUUCCGGCCGCGAACUCUACAGGAGUCUCCAGGCGGGAGCAUCGGACUCCCAUAAGAAGUCGUUCAGUUCCUACAACGUCACCACGUCCCACUCUCGUGCCAGUUUGGUUUCGGCUUACACUGAUUCGCCCGUCACCGUCUCGUCGGAGUUGUUUGACAUCGCGUCCAACGCGUCCAGAUCAGAAGCGAUCCCCGUCGCGAACCGUCCCCCGUGCGGCCGAUGGACGGCGUGUCAAAGAAGUACUUGUCCAUCGCCUUCGAAUGUGUAGGGUUUACCCAUUUGCGCGAAGAGUUGUCGCUUCGUAUACUCUGCUCUGCCGUGGCCGUCAUCGACACUGCGGAACUCGACUUGCGCGGGCUCGAUCGAUUGAAAGCAUCGUCAACGCCUGCAAUGCCUAAUAAGCCGAAGCCAUCGCGUGCUUGUCUUGUUCGUCCGGGUUGA